AUGGUAGCUAAAUCUAAUCUAAUUAUAUUGAUUAGAUUAGUUAUCUACAGUUAUCAAUCUACCGCCACUACUAGCACUUAUACUAACAACAAUGAUGAUGAUAAUGGACUACUUGUUGCUACGACAUCGGGUAUUGUUAAGGGACAUCCCAUACCAGAUAUAGGUGUUAACGAAUAUCUGGGUAUACCGUAUGCCGAACCGCCAAUCGGUAAACUACGGUUUGCCCGACCGGUUCCACUAAGACGUCCUGAAAAAGAAAUUAUUGAAAUAAAAACUAAACACGAUGGUGUAUGGUGCAUUCAAAACGUCCACAAAAUUUUAAGUAUAUUUGAAAAUUUUAAAGAAAAUGAGGACUGUCUACAUUUAAACAUAUGGGCGCCCAAACGGGUAUAUCUGCAAAGUAGGCGACCCUUUAAAAAAUUAAAGCCUGUUGUGAUCAUCCUAUUUCCCGGUGGAUUUAGCUACGGUUCAGCAUAUAGUGAACAAACCAAUGGCAGUAUUUUAGCCACUUAUGGCAUUGUAGCCGUUGCUAUGAACUAUCGUAUCGGACCGUUAGGCAUGUAUAUGCUGGACGACGAUUCAGGUCCGGGCAAUGUUGGAUUUUAUGACCAAAAUUUGGCGUUUAAAUGGGUCCAGCAAAACAUACAUUCAUUCGGUGGUGAUCCCAAUACUGUAACCAUUUACGGUGUUAGCGCCGGUAGUUACUCAGUGUCCACACACAUUGUGUCGCCGUUAUCUAGAGGUUUGUUUAAGCGGGCAAUUAUGAGCAGCGGUGCUCUUAUCUGGAAUAAAAAUAAACCAGUUUUGUCUAAAAAAGCGGCCAUGAAUUUAACAAGAAAACUGGCCAUAAAUAACAACUGUCCACUAGACAAACCAAUAGCUCCGUGUUUACGGGCCGUUAAAAAUACGGAUAAUCUAUUGGAAACUAACAAUGCCUUUGAAUUUACGGUUCCCAUUGAAAGCACAGAAUUUUUUCCACAACUAUUUAAUAAAGCGUUAAAAUCUUUUAAUUAUAAUAAAGAUAUCGAGGUGAUGGCCGGCAACGCACACGAUGAGGGACCGGCUAUUUCGGUCGUAACGUUUCCCGAUAUACUAUUACCGGACAUAUCGAUAGAAAAUUUUCGCCAAUUGUUGGAAAAGAUGAAUGCCCAGCACCAUGAUUUCGAUAUCGACAAAAUUAUCAAACAUUAUACAUCAGAUAUCGACACAUCCAAACAUAACCAGAAUCGCCGUCGAUUUACCGAAAUCUACGGCGAUAUACUCAUGCGUUGUCCGACCUAUACGUUUGCCAAACAUUUGGCUAUGAAUGGGGAACGGGUUUAUUAUUAUGAUUUCAAUUAUUAUUCCGAAAAUAAUCCCACUUUAUGGUUAUUGGAAAAAACUGGUUUAGAGCUUAGGGGUAGCCAACACGGCAUGGAUGGCGACUUUCAUACCGGUGUUCCGCUCAGAUAUCCAGAUAAAUAUAGCGAAGUUGACAAAAAUUUUACCCAAUAUGUUAUGGAAAUUUGGACUAAUUUUAUUAAAUAUGGUUAUCCGGGCGAUGAUUGGCCAGUUAUGUUGGAUCCGAGAAAACCAAAUGAGCCGACAAUAGUCAAAGAUAUCAAUCUUAAGGAUAGAUCUCAUCUAUUAGUCAAUCCAUACGCCGACUCAUGUGAAGGUAUUUGGAAAGAUUACUUUUGGUAG
Messenger RNA from Oppia nitens, 1683 nucleotides. RefSeq names its product cholinesterase 1-like. Lineage: Eukaryota; Metazoa; Arthropoda; Arachnida; Sarcoptiformes; Oppiidae. The transcript is spliced from 6 exons. The record is from RefSeq and is a predicted model, not a curated record. Gene Ontology annotation, biological process: choline metabolic process; acetylcholine catabolic process. Bases 1 to 1683 code for a protein of 560 amino acids. Gene Ontology annotation, cellular component: plasma membrane. Gene Ontology annotation, molecular function: acetylcholinesterase activity.